Messenger RNA from Mauremys mutica (yellowpond turtle), 1885 nucleotides. It is a transcript of the gene CAPNS1, whose product is annotated as calpain small subunit 1. Gene Ontology annotation, molecular function: calcium ion binding. The transcript has 11 exons. The record is from RefSeq and is a predicted model, not a curated record. The coding region runs from base 164 to 955 and encodes 263 amino acids. NCBI's taxonomy places the organism in Eukaryota, Metazoa, Chordata, Testudines, Geoemydidae.
CUGUAGGGCCCGCCCCGCCGCAGUGACUCGCUCGGGCGUGGUGGGUCCCGCAGUCCUGUCCCGGCCGCUGACACAGGCCCGCUGCAGGCAGAGCCCGGAGCCCCGCAUCGCCUCCCGCAGCCCAUCUUUUUGCAGGUCUUUCUCCGGCUAGGAAACCGCCCCGAUGUUCCUGGUCAAGAACUUCCUAGGAGGAGGAGGGGGAGGAGGCGGCGGCGGUGGAGGUGGGGGCUUCGGGGGGAACAUCGGGAACGUGAUCGGAGGAUUCCUGAGUGGCGGCGGUGGAGGAGGACGGGCUGGAGGUGGGGGAGGCGGCGGCGGAGCCAUGGGCAUCAUUGGAGGAGUGAUCAAUGCCAUCAGCGAAGCAGCAGCUCAGUAUAAUCCGGAGCCACCGCCCCCUCGCAGCCACUUCUCCAAUGUGGAAGCUAACGAGAGCGAGGAAGUACGCCAGUUUCGGCGCCUCUUCACGCAGCUGGCCGGAGAUGAUAUGGAAGUGAGCGCCUCCGAGCUGAUGAACAUUCUCAACAAGGUGGUGACCAGACAUCCCGACCUGAAGACGGACGGGUUCGGGAUUGACACCUGUCGCAGCAUGGUGGCCGUCAUGGAUAGCGACACGACCGGGAAGCUGGGCUUCCAGGAGUUCAAGUAUUUGUGGGGAAACGUCAAGAAGUGGCAGUGUGUCUACAAACAGUUCGACACGGACCGAUCCGGCACCAUCGGGAGCAGCGAGCUGCCAGGCGCCUUCGAGGCGGCGGGCUUCCGGCUGAACGAGCAGCUGUACCAGAUGAUCGUGCGCAGGUACUCGGACGAGAACGGCCAGAUGGACUUCGACAACUUCAUCAGCUGCCUGGUUCGCCUGGACGCCAUGUUUCGUGCCUUCAAGUCUCUGGAUAAGGAUGGGGAUGGGCAGAUCCGGGUGACCAUCCAGGAGUGGCUGCAGCUCACCAUGUAUUCCUAAGAGCCUGCGUGCCAGCCUGGACCGACGGCCCGGAGCGCGCCCUGGCCUCUCCGGGCUCCGUGCUGCGACCUGGGCCUCUCCACGCCAGCUGCGACCCGCCCUUCUCUUUGCUUUUGGAUUCCCAACCUUCCCCGCUCCCUGGAAGACCAGAUGUCCCCUGCUCUCCAUCCCCCGCCUUCGCUGGCUCUCCUCCGGGUCGCUUGGGGGGCGGGGGGAUGGGUGGGCAUAAAACGGCUUCCGAUUUCGAGGUAUGUUUGCUGCCAUGUGAUCCGCGCUUCACUGGUCCCUCUUCGGGCCCCAAGGAUCUCCCAGCUCCGGCGGGAGGGGGCAGAAAUGAAGCCAAACGCAGCAAUCAAUGGAGCUAUUGACCCCUCCCCACGUGCCGGCGGAUUUUAAUUUCCGGAUUCCGGCUCCCUCCCUGGCUGGAAUUUGCUCGGCUGAAUGGGAGCCGACCAGGCCAGUUCCUUCCCUGCAUGCAGGUUCUCCGCCCAGGCCCUAGAGAGGCCGGGCGGGGGCAGGUGGGAGAGCUUUUGGCUGUGGCAGACACAUGGCAGCCCACCUGGCUCUCUGUCUUCCUCUAGUGGCUAGGUCACGUAUAGCGAUUUUUUUCAGGCUGCUGCGGUAGAGGCUUGUGCUUUUUUAGGUCCGGAGGUGCUGGGCUCGAUCCCCGCAGACCACCCAAGCCAGGGAGGCAUCUGAUGGACAGCAAGUGCCCCCCGCCCCCAAGGGCAUCGGGUGAGGCCGCCGCCUAGCUGGGGCGUAUGCAAAUCCGGGGCUGCCCCGCUCGGUGGUGGCAUUUUCGAAGGCAGGAGGGAUGCCCGGGCUGUUGGGGGUUUGCCGUGGAAUGUACCAGCUGUCUCUCUCACCGACGCCCACCGUGUUUUCUAAAGCUCAAUAGAAAUGAUAAUAAAGUUCUAUAAUAACAUGUCA